This is a messenger RNA of Bursaphelenchus okinawaensis, 1635 nucleotides long. Lineage: Eukaryota; Metazoa; Nematoda; Chromadorea; Rhabditida; Aphelenchoididae. The record is from the annotation of a GenBank genome assembly.
AUGUUGUUCAAUUUGUUAUUGAUGGUCUGUGGAAACCGGUCGGCUUGGUGGGCAAAGGUCGAGCAAAAGCUUCGACGAUUUGUGGGAAUGGACCAUUCUGACAGUUUUUCCGAAGCGUCUUAUAUGGACUUCAGUAGUGGCUCUUCUGGAUGGGUGUCGUAAGUUAUUCGAGGGAAAGCUCAAUUUUCUAGGGCCGAUAGUUCUUUUGAGGGCAGGGUAGAUGAAAAAGUUGAUGAAUAUAGAUUUUUAAACGCAAGGUGGUGUUUUUCUGAAAGAGUGUGUUUAUCGAGGCAGGAAGAAUUUAUUCAAGGCAGAAUGAAUUUUUCAAGGCAGGGUAGAUUUUUCAAAGUACGGUGCAACUUUAAAGGCAGUGUGAAUUUUUCAAGCUAAAGUUGAAUUUUUGAGGCGGGGUAAAUUUUUGAAACUAUGGGGUAAAUUUUCUAAUGCAGGGUGAAUUUUCAAGCCAGAGUUGAAUUUUCAAGGCAGGGUAGAUUUUUUAAGCAACGGGGUGGAUUUUUAAAAGCGAGUUACAUUUUUGAAAGCAAAGUCGAUUUUUCAAGGCAAGGUAACUUUUUCAACCUAUGGGGUCGUUUUAAGUAGGUUAGGGUAAGGUAGGGUAGGGUAGGGUAGGGUAGGGUAGGGUAGGGUAGGAUAGGGUAGGGUAGGGUAGAGUAGGGUAGGGUAGGGUAGGGUAGGGUAGGGUAGGGUAGGGUAGGGUAGGGUAGGGUAGGGUAGGGUAAAGUAGGGUAGGGUAGGGUAGGGUAGGGUAGGGUAGGGUAGGGUAGGGUAGGGUAGGGUAGGGUAGGGUAGGGUAGGGUAGGGUAGGGUAGCAUAGGGUAGGGUAGGGUAGAGUAGGGUAGGGUAGGCUAAUUUUAUUUUUUAAAUUUCAGAACUCUCUUUACUCGAACAACUUUGUCCGACUACAGUACUCCGACCGAUAAUACUACAGUAAGCGCUUCUGUAUGGGAGUCUUCUGAACAAUCUUUUGAGCCUUUUGAAUGUGAUUGUGAAGAAAGUAGUGUUGAAGCCUCGUCUUUGGGAACGGAAGAAAAGAAAAUUUACCAAAAUCUAACGGAGAGACUACAGGAAUUUGAGAGAGUCAAAAGAUUGGUGCAGAAUAUGGGGAAAUGCCUAAAAUAUCCAUAUAAUGUAAGUUUUGUCAGUUUGAAGGCUGUAAAGAAAGUUUCUGCCAUUUUAUGUUUUGUAAAGAAAGUUCUUGCCAUUUUUUGUUUUGUAUAGAAAGUUCUUGCCAUUUUUCGUUUUGUAAAGAAAGUUCUUGCCAUUUUUUGUUUUGUAUAGAAAGUUCUUGCCAUUUUUCGUUUUAAUAAGAAAGUUCUUGCCAUUUUUCGUUUUGUAAAGAAAGUUCUUGCCAUUUUUUGUUUUGUAUAGAAAGUUCUUGCCAUUUUUCGUUUUGUAAAGAAAGUUCUUGCCAUUUUUCGUUUUGUAAAGAAAGUUCUUGCCAUUUUUUAGCCCAGAAGACGUCGAAGCCUCCGCUACAGUAGGCCCGGGUACCCAACCAAAAAAAGACUCCAAAAUGCCUUCAGGACCUAUUUUUCGAAGCAACCGGCCAAGCCCUAUGAUAAGAGUGUCUACAAUCCAUACGGGAUAUUGUACUGGCCGGUGGAGAAAGAUUAG